AUAGCCACAAUGGCAACGUCCUCUGAAGAAGUGUUACUGAUUGUAAAGAAGGUACGUCAGAAGAAGCAGGAUGGAGCUCUCUACCUUAUGGCUGAAAGGAUAGCAUGGGCACCUGAAGGCAAAGACCGAUUCACAGUCAGCCAUAUGUAUGCAGACAUAAAAUGUCAGAAAAUCAGUCCAGAAGGUAAAGCUAAAAUUCAGCUUCAGCUAGUAUUGCAUGCAGGGGACACAACCAACUUUCACUUCUCCAAUGAAAGCACAGCAGUAAAGGAGCGAGAUGCGGUAAAGGAUCUUCUUCAACAACUGUUGCCCAAGUUCAAAAGAAAAGCUAAUAAAGAACUUGAGGAGAAGAACAGAAUGCUGCAAGAAGAUCCUGUUUUGUUUCAGCUCUAUAAAGACCUUGUUGUGAGCCAAGUAAUCAGUGCUGAAGAAUUCUGGGCCAACCGUUUAAGCCUGAAUGCAGGGGAUAAUUCUGCAGCACCUAGUAAGCAGGAUGUGGGCAUCUCUGCAGCAUUUCUGGCUGAUGUACGGCCUCAAACAGAUGGCUGCAAUGGUCUGAGGUAUAAUUUGACUUCGGAUAUCAUUGAAUCCAUAUUUCGAACAUAUCCUGCAGUAAAAAUGAAAUAUGCGGAAAAUGUUCCACAUAACAUGACCGAGAGGGAAUUCUGGACACGAUUUUUUCAGUCUCAUUAUUUCCAUCGGGACAGGCUCAAUACAGGCUCAAAAGACCUCUUUGCAGAAUGUGCCAAACUGGAUGAAAAAGGGUUAAAAACAAUGGUGUCUCAAGGAGUAAAAAACCCUCUGAUAGAUUUAACAGCUUUGGAAGAUAAAACAUUGGAUGAAGGCUAUGGUGUUGCUUCUGUGGCCUCUACAUCAAAUGCCUCAAAAUCCGCUAGAGAAAGUAGCAAUGCUGCCAUUAUAAAACGCUUUAAUCAUCAUAGUGCCAUGGUCCUUGCAGCUGGCCUCAGGAAACAAGAAGCACAAAAUGACCAUUACAGUGAGACCAGCAGUACGGAUGGAAACUCCAGGGAUUCAGAUUUCUUUCAACCACCAAUGAAAAAGGUGAAACUGCAGGAGUCCAUUGAAUAUGAAGAUUUAGCAAAGAAUAAUAGCAUUAAAACUAUUGCACUAAACUUAAAGAAGUCUGAUAGGUAUUAUCAUGGUCCAACUCCAAUUCAAUCACAGCAAUAUGCAACCAGUCAGGAUAUAAUUAAUUCUUUUCAUAGUAUUAGGCAAGAAAUGGAAGCAUAUGUACCCAAACUAACUCAGGUUCUUUCAAGUGGUGAUGCUACUAGCACUAUUGCGGUCCUGUCACCUGGAGGAGCACUUAUGCAGGGUGGAACACAGCAAGCCAUAAACCAGAUGGUGCCAAAUGAUGUUCAGUCUGAACUAAAACACUUGUACGUGGCAGUAGGGGAACUGCUACGACACUUCUGGUCCUGCUUUCCUGUUAACACGCCAUUCCUAGAAGAAAAGGUUGUGAAAAUGAGGAGCAACUUGGAAAGAUUUCAGGUUACAAAGCUCUGCCCAUUCCAAGAAAAGAUUCGGAGACAGUAUUUAAGCACAAAUUUGAUAAGUCAUAUAGAAGAGAUGCUGCAGACGGCCUACAAUAAGUUCCAUACGUGGCAGUCCCGGCGCAUGCUGAAGAAGACGUGAAAAUGCAUGCUGUACAGGUUUGAGAGCAAAAUCUGCAAUAGGUAUAGGAGUACAACCUAGCAUAUGUGCAGAUCUUAUAGUUGUUGCGGGAAGACCUGCAAGCUGUGGACUUCUGGAAACGAUGCUAACUGAACUUGCACAUUUUUGAAAAAGAACUGAGAUUAAACUUGAAAACUAGGGAGAAAAACAAGGAAGAACCAAAACAGAAGAGCUGAGGCGCAAAAAUAUUUAAAAGACACUGUUUACUGCAGUUACUCAGGAACUGCUUUUGAUUUGCCUAAAGAGCUGCUUUCAGAAAUAAAAAAUUUAAAGAGGGUGUAUUAAUAAAA
This is a messenger RNA of Nipponia nippon (crested ibis), 1985 nucleotides long. The record is from RefSeq and is a predicted model, not a curated record. Lineage: Eukaryota; Metazoa; Chordata; Aves; Pelecaniformes; Threskiornithidae.